AUGUCGAGUGAAACGGCGGAGAAAUUCAAAGCUUUUAAGGCUGCUAUAUCCGAAUCUGCUGAAUCGCACCUUCGUGAGCUGUUUCCUCGGAAAACAUUGGAACUGGAGAAACUGUUAAGAGAAAUUUCGUCUACAGACUUCUCCUCAACUCAGACUGAAGAUGUUAUCCGUGGAGCUCAUAAAGCCAAGGAAAGUCAGAGCGUAACAGGAGUUAGCCUUCCUGCCAUUCGUCCUCCAUGCAAUGUAGCAGUAGUGAAGAUGAUGGAGAAAUUGAAGCCUGAACUGAUUGAUGUCCUUGAACAGCUGAAUGGUCUCAAGAUGUGGAUUAAUAUGAAUAUUCCCAAGACUCAGGAUGGUAACAAUUUUGGUGCAGCCAUUCAGUCAGAAACGUUCUCGGAGCUAGCACGGAUCGAAGGAGAUGUUGCAGCUCUUUACGAGAGCAUCCCAUGGUACUAUGCUAACAGGGCAAAGUUGAUCGCACGCUGUAUGAAAUACCCGCAAGUGGAGGACCACCUUCACACUGUUAGCGAGCUGGACAACAAGCAAAAAGAAGCCCUGUACAUGAUGUGUGCGGAGCUUCGGAAUAUCUACUGCUGUCUCAAUGACAUGGUACUGAAAAACCUGGACAAGUUGCAGAAACCUACAUCUACAGGACCGAACAUGAUGUACUGA
Sycon ciliatum is the source of this 672-nucleotide messenger RNA. RefSeq names its product proteasome activator complex subunit 3-like. The transcript has a single exon. The coding region runs from base 1 to 672 and encodes 223 amino acids. The record is from RefSeq and is a predicted model, not a curated record. NCBI's taxonomy places the organism in Eukaryota, Metazoa, Porifera, Calcarea, Leucosolenida, Sycettidae. Gene Ontology annotation, biological process: positive regulation of endopeptidase activity; regulation of G1/S transition of mitotic cell cycle; regulation of proteasomal protein catabolic process. Gene Ontology annotation, molecular function: endopeptidase activator activity. Gene Ontology annotation, cellular component: cytoplasm; nucleoplasm; proteasome activator complex.